Molecule: messenger RNA, 2028 nt
Organism: Loa loa (African eye worm)
Lineage: Eukaryota; Metazoa; Nematoda; Chromadorea; Rhabditida; Onchocercidae
Exons: 12
Coding region: 1-1827 (608 amino acids)
Biological process (GO): store-operated calcium entry; activation of store-operated calcium channel activity; intracellular calcium ion homeostasis
Cellular component (GO): endoplasmic reticulum; plasma membrane
Molecular function (GO): calcium ion binding; calcium channel regulator activity; protein binding
Source: RefSeq, a predicted model, not a curated record
AUGAGCAUACAGGUAGCCGAUGUACUAAUAACAGCAAACGAUGAAAAAUUGCGCGAUCCAGAAGGAUAUGAAGCUAUAACGAGGUUACACCAUCAAAUGGAUGACGAUCAGUCUGGUUCCAUCGAUCGGUUCGAAUCAACAGAUUUUUUAAAAGAAGAUAUGCAGUUGGGAGAUAUGGAUCGGGCCAAGCGAGAACGUGCUUUUCAUCAUAACCAUGAUGAGUUGAUAACAGUAGAUGACUUAUGGGAAGCGUGGUUUGCAUCUGAGGAGCGCUCCUGGACAACAGCUGAUAUGGUGAAUUGGUUGGAAAGUACAGUUCGUCUUCCUCAGUAUGCAUCUGUUUUCAUUGGGAUGGAAAUUGACGGUCGCGCUUUACCCAGAAUGGCUGUCGCUAAUUCGACUUAUUUAUUGUCCGAUUUAGGCAUCAAAAAUUUGGUACAUAAGCAGAAAUUGCGUCUAAAGGCAUUAGAUGUCGUUCUAUUUGGUUUCAGUGACGGUAAUGCAUCUCGGCUUAAAGACAUUGCUUUAUCAGUCUUAGUGAUUGUACUAGUUACGGUACUUUUUGUUCUCAAAAUGCAGCGAACACGAUCACAUUUACAAAUGGAACAGCUGGCGGCGAAGUUAUCACAGCUAAGAUCAAUGCAAAGCGCUUUUGAAGAUAUCCAGCAGAGAUUUGAAGAGGAGCAAAAAAAACGACAAUCGAGUCGUGGUGCACCAGAAAGCGAACAAGUUGAAACGCUGAAGUCACAACUUAUGGAAGUUGAACGCUUGCUGGAAAGUUCUGUUUCGGCUCCUCUUGCUUUGCAGCCACUGUUAAGGAGGACAUGUGAACUAGAAAUAAGUUAUGUUGGACAGCAGCGGAUGGAAUGCAUUGCUGAAAUGAGAGAGGCCAUUGAACAUAUUGAUAAACUUCGGAAAAAGCAGUCAAGCCUUGUUUCUUCUAUUAAACUUGCGACGGGUGCUUCAUCGGGAACAGACCACAUCGAUUCACGCAUUUUUGCUUUGAAAGCCCGAAUGGAGAAAAUCUCAUUGGCAAUGAGUGAAUGUCACCAGCGAUGGACUGAAAUUGAAUCACUUUGCGGUUUCCCUUUGGUUCCUACAUCAGUUACAGCUGAAAUGGUGUUUCCUUCUACAACGACAAGUAGUGUGUUACCGAGAACCGGAUCUUCCAGUUCGUUUUACCGUAAAUCGGAUUUAGUUGGCGCUACAGUGACUGCAAGCUUGGCUUCAUCUUCUACGUCUGCAAAUAGUCCGCCUGCUAUAAUCGAAGCUUCGUCGGAUAUUAGCAAUCGAAUAUCAUCACCUAUUUGUUUGUGUGCGCACAAGGGUUUUACAUCUGCGGGAGCUCGAUAUUUGGAUUCUUUAAAUUUGCAAAGACACGUUCACGAGAACGUAAAUGCUCCAAGACCCCUAAAAUUUGUAGCUGAUAGCAGUGAACUACUUCAACGUUCUACAUCUUCUGGAUCGUUUAACAAAUCUCGACAUCUUGGACCUACUGCCGAAAUGCAGAAAUCUCAAAAUCAAAGUAUCAGUUCUCUCAUGGAAACUAUUACUGAUGCUCAGUUUAUAUCCGCAGCUUCAGCAGUUACUAAAAUGACUGCCACCACUGCGUCUCAAACAACAACUGUCAAUCGCUUUUUACCGUUCAAGCAAGAUCUAAAGUUAUUGAAACGAAGUCUAUCAAAUGCAAUAUUCAGAUCAUCUUCAUCGCAUACCAAAAAUGGAUUUAUGGUGAUUAAGGAGAAAAACACGACCGGUGUUUCAGCAGCUGGUAACAAUAAAAAGUUGGAAUUUGGAAAUCUAUUUCAGAAAAGUUCAAGAGUUUAACUCAGCUGGUUUAAUUCAUUUCAAAAUUCGCGUGCAUUCUUGCCAUAAAUGUUUACCUUCGUGGUUUUCUGCUGCAAAUAACUGCUGCGAUUUUUUAUGCAGUUUCAAAGGUUUUGGUUCAUUGUCAACUGUUAAUGACGAUUUUUUUGCUGGUUUUCAUAUUCCCUUAUGUAUAUAUAAUGUUCAAGAAAAAGAGGCAGA